AUGUCUGCGGCUGCGGACGCGGCGGUGGCCAUGAGCAACAUGCAGAAUGCAGAGCUGGGCGAGGUGAUUGACCUGGCGCAUGCGGUGGAGAGGGCAUGGAAGUCGGUGGCGGGCGAGUUGGACAGGGCGCGGACAACGGUGCUGGAGGCGGAGGCCGCCACGGCGUCGGCGCAGACUAUGGCGGCGAGUGCGGCGCUGGCGCAGGGGAGUACGGCGGCGGCAGCGGGGGCCAUGGCACAUGCUUCAGUCGACGGCCUCGUUCGCUCGUCUGAGGCUGCGGCGCACUCGGCCGCGGCGCAGGUGGCCCAGCUCGCGGCAGAGCUGCGCGCUGUUCGCGCCCAGGCGCAGGUACUGAGGCAGGAGAAGGCCGCUGCUGAGGCGCGUGCUGCUGCCGCAGAAGCCACUGUUGCCGCCAAAGACGCAGAGAUUGAUGAGCUUACUCGCAGACUCGGCGCUGUGCUGGGCACGAGCUCGUCGCCAUCGCGCCCGCAGGCCGUGACACAGGCACCCAAGGCGGCGCGCUGGCGCGCCUCGUCAGACGACGCCGCGCUCGCUGCCAUGCUCGCCCAGGCCGAGGUCGAGUCGCGCGAGCGCGAGGCGGCGCGCGCUCGCAUUGCUGCUGCCCGCCGGCAGGUCGACUACCUGCCGCCGGCGAUCAUCCGUGGCGAGCCAAGCCGCGGGCCGGGUGAGGCCGGGAGCUCGUCGGUGGCGGCGGCGCUCUCGGAGCUCAACGCGUUCCGCGCAUUUCUCGAUGGGUGA
This is a messenger RNA of Thecamonas trahens ATCC 50062, 759 nucleotides long. RefSeq lists its product as uncharacterized. The record is from RefSeq and is a predicted model, not a curated record. The coding region runs from base 1 to 759 and encodes 252 amino acids. The transcript has a single exon. Lineage: Eukaryota; Apusomonadida; Apusomonadidae.